Molecule: messenger RNA, 1459 nt
Organism: Drosophila navojoa
Lineage: Eukaryota; Metazoa; Arthropoda; Insecta; Diptera; Drosophilidae
Gene: AsnRS-m
Product: asparagine--tRNA ligase, mitochondrial
Biological process (GO): phosphorylation; asparaginyl-tRNA aminoacylation
Cellular component (GO): mitochondrion
Molecular function (GO): asparagine-tRNA ligase activity; phosphotransferase activity, carboxyl group as acceptor; ATP binding
Source: RefSeq, a predicted model, not a curated record
UGCUAGAAACAGCUGUUUGGCGGCCAAGGAAAUGUGAGUACAAUGUUUUUGCUUAGAAGAUAUUAUAGCAGCGUUAAACGCAUUGCCCAAAUAGCUGUCGCAAAUAAACCAGGUGACACGCUGCAAGUACAGGGCUGGAUAAAGAAUGUGCGACGUUUGAAAAACAAUAUAUUUUUGGACAUCAACGAUGGUUCCACUAGCAACAAGUUUCAGUUGGUUGUGCCACGAACUCUGGAUACGCAGAAGCUGACAGCGGGCAGCGUAGUCAGCGCCGUAGGUCGUGUACAACUGGCGCCAAAUGGGCAUUACGAAUUGCACGCUGAAAAUGUUCAAUCAAUAGCGGAGGGUCAUCUGCAAGACGGGUAUCCGUUCUCUCCUAAACAGCAGCAUGCGCCGGAAUAUGUGCGGGAGCACCUGCAUUUGCGUUCACGCAUCGACUACAUUGCUGCCCAGAUGAGAAUCAGACACAAGGCACAAAAGGCCAUACACGAUUACAUGGACGAGCUGAAUUUUGUGCAGAUAAACACGCCCAUACUUACUACAAAUGAUUGCGAGGGAGCUGGCGAGGUCUUUCGCGUUCAGCCCGAUUCAGAUCAGCUGCUUAAACAGAUGUCGCGGCCUAAUGUGCCCGUUGAGGAGAGUUAUUUCGAUCAGAAGGCCUUUCUGAGUGUUUCUGGUCAACUGCAUCUAGAAGCAAUGUCCUAUGGCUUGGGAAACACGUACACGUUUGCGCCCGCCUUUCGUGCGGAAAAUUCCAAAUCGCCGCUGCAUUUAGCCGAGUUCUACAUGUUUGAGGUGGAGCUUGUGUAUAUGGAGCAGCUGGAUGCACUGGCGGCAUUUAUAGAGUGCACUCUAAAGGAGAUUACUAAUCGCCUCCACAACAGUAGUGCUUCCGAUUUGCAUUUUUGUCAGAGUAAGGCUAAUGCCAGCUCAGACUUAACUUGGUUGCAGGCGCCUUGGACAAUAAUGAGCUAUGAUGAGGCCUUGGCGAUAAUUGUGGCUAAUAGAGAUAAGUUAAAGACUCCUGUGGGUAUAGAUGAUGGGUUGAGCAAGGAGCAAGAGUUAUUUUUGGUCGCACACUGCGGAGCACCCGUGUUUGUGCUCAACUGGCCUUCACAACAGAAACCCUUCUAUAUGAAGGUUUCACGCAGCGAUCCACAACGGGUUCAUGCGCUGGAUUUGCUGAUGCCUUCGGUAGGCGAACUGUGCGGCGGUAGCCUACGUGAAUCUGAUGCUGAGCUACUGAGCAAAAAUCCAAAAUUACCUAAGGACCUCUCUUGGUAUGUGGAGCUGCGUAAAUUUGGUGGCUUACCCACUGGAGGCUUUGGCAUGGGGUUUGAGCGUUAUCUGCAGCUAUUGACUGGAGUUAAAAACAUUAGGGAUGUCAUACCCUUUCCACGCUACCCACAUAGCUGCAAAAUGUAGUCAAGAAAUUUAGUUUUCUUUAUAUUUUUUAUAA